AUGUUUGACACCCAUCCCACCUCCACCUCUCCCUCCCAUCCCGUCGCCACCUCUCAUUCCCAUCUCGCCGCCACCUUUCCCUCCCAUCCCGUCGCCACCGCUCCCUCCCAUCCCGCCCUCGUCCUCUCCCACCCCGCCGUUGCCUCUCUCACCUACCCCGCCGUUGCCUCUCACUCCCACCCCCCUGUCGCCUUGCCCUCCCACGCCGCCGUCGCCACUCCCUCCCACGCCGCCGCCGCCGCCUCUCCCUACCAUCCCGCCGCCGGCUCUCCCUCCUAUCCCGCCGCCGCCACUCCCCUCCCAUCCCGCCACCGCCACUCCCCUCCCAUCCCGCCACCGCUUCUCCCUCUUAUCCCGCCGACUUCUCCCCCUCCCGUCCCGUUUCGCCACUCUCUCUCAUCCCGCUGUCGCCACUCUGUCCCAUUCCGCCGCCGCCUCUCCCUUCCAUUCCGCCGCCGCCUCUCCCUUCCAUUCCGCCGCCGCCUCUCCCUUCCAUUCCGCCGCCGCAUCUCCCUUCCAUUCUGUCGCUGCAUCUCCCUCAUCCCCGCCGCGCCACUCCCUCCCGUCCCGCCGUGGGGAGACUUGCCUCGUCUUGCGUUGCACUACCGAUUGAAGAAGGGGAGAGAGGGAGCACGAGGGGAAGCGAGCACGCAAGAGAGUGCGCGUGAGAGAGCGUAUGUGAGAGCGAAGGAAGAUCUGGAGGGAGCACGAAGCGCGUGUGGGAGAGAGAGGCGGGAGAGAGAGUGUGUGCGCGCUUGCGCCGUUUGCGUGGGUGCCUUGGGCGCUUGCGCCUAA
Messenger RNA from Closterium sp. NIES-65, 795 nucleotides. The record is from the annotation of a GenBank genome assembly. Lineage: Eukaryota; Viridiplantae; Streptophyta; Zygnematophyceae; Desmidiales; Closteriaceae.